AUACACAAGGUGUCGAUUCUAUUCUUGCCAUUUGUGUCGCUACUGUCAGUUACCGACGAUUCGUUCGUCGGUGGAGCUACAUGUAAUCCCAAAUCAAUGGGUUUAUAGCAGCCACAGCAUUCAAAUUUCUACAGUGACUGUUGUGUCUUGAGCCGAAGCUUUGAAAAUUUUGCGUGAGGAAAAACGAAAGUUCGAGAAUCCAGCGUGCGCAUUUCUCCAGGCCAGAAUGGCACAGAAUAUAAAUCCAUUUUAUUCGUCUCAGAAUGCGCCGAACAAAGCGACCGAGGAAAAACAGACCAUACCGAAAGAUAACCAUGCAGUUAGUAAACGACUGCAGAAGGAACUUAUGGUUUUGAUGAUGUGCACGGAGAAAGGUGUCUCAGCCUUUCCCGAUGGAGAAAAUUUAUUCAAAUGGAUUGGAACGAUCACAGGACCAACGGACACUGUUUAUGCAGGCCUUACGUACAAGUUGACAUUGGAAUUUCCUCAUAGUUAUCCAUACAGUGCUCCAAUAGUACGUUUUGCAACACCUUGUUUUCAUCCAAAUGUAGAUGAAGUAGGUAACAUUUGUUUGGACAUACUAAAAGAUAAAUGGAGUGCUUUAUACGAUGUGCGUACUAUAUUGUUAUCUAUACAGUCUCUUCUUAGUGAACCUAACAAUAAAAGCCCACUGAAUCCUCAAGCAGCCCACCUGUGGAGCGAUCAAACAGAGUACAAGAAACACUUGAUAGAAGAGUAUAAUAGAGCAUUGAUCCAUGGUCAACAAGACUCAUGAUAAGUCCAUUCUUAUAAUCAUCUUGGCUGAGUUAAUGUUUCUAUUUCCGUCAGCGUUAUUACUAGGUUUAAGGCAUACAAUGACCUGCUGCACCAAACUUAUGAACUACAUUAUAAAAAGUUCAGUCUCCUGUUUCUUUUCUCUUUUGGUUUUCACAUCGAUGUAAUUGUACCGCGCAAAGAGAGAGUCUAAAACCAUUUUUAUAUCGUUCAUUACAUGUCAUUCUUCUGUUGCUUAAUUUCAUAGAGUCGUCUGGGGAGACGGACAGAAAUUUGUAUCAUGAUUUUAAGGCUGUAUAUGCGGAUUAAACAAUUUUUGCAUCAUCAAUUUGUAUCAGAAACGUUUAUUUAUUAUUCACUUUUAGUAAUAUAUUUUGACUUUUCUAUACAUUUUAGAGUAUUUCAUACGUACUAGCUAUAUUCGAUAUUGCGUCAUUUAUCAUUAUUGUAUAAUUCGAAAAUAAAUAUUUUAAACAUUCAUGCUCCUAUAUUCAAUUAUAAUAAUCCGCACAAAUUCAGUUCGUCUCGAACGAUAAGACAACUCACCGCGCAAUCGUGAUUAAUCAGUACAUAUUUUCAUCGAAUUAGUAAGCUUAAUAACCACCAUUUGAUCACUAACUUCACGAAAUUGUAAAACCUAUCGAGCUACCAGGCAUCUUCAUCGCCGGAAAUUAAUUAAUUGCAUAGCGGAUGGUACUUCUCCGAAAUGUUGGAACACCUUGUUUCUCCUAGCAAUUCUCAACGAUGUGUGAUAAGUUACCCUAUAAAAUAAAAAAGUACUAGUAAGCACAAGUAUAUCACCAAUACGUCCUUCGAGAUGUUAAUAGAAUUUUAGAGUGCCAAACAAUUGAUUUAUUAAUGUAUCUAUAAAAGAAGAUAUAAAUAAACAUUUUCAACUAACA
Megalopta genalis is the source of this 1676-nucleotide messenger RNA. RefSeq names its product ubiquitin conjugating enzyme vih (gene vih). The record is from RefSeq and is a predicted model, not a curated record. NCBI's taxonomy places the organism in Eukaryota, Metazoa, Arthropoda, Insecta, Hymenoptera, Halictidae.